Molecule: messenger RNA, 3329 nt
Organism: Neocloeon triangulifer
Lineage: Eukaryota; Metazoa; Arthropoda; Insecta; Ephemeroptera; Baetidae
Product: queuine tRNA-ribosyltransferase accessory subunit 2-like
Exons: 2
Coding region: 493-2154 (553 amino acids)
Molecular function (GO): protein binding; tRNA-guanosine(34) queuine transglycosylase activity
Source: RefSeq, a predicted model, not a curated record
AAUGCGGCACUUCUUGUGUGUUAAUAUACAAUUCCAAUGGUAAUUAUUACUGAAACAUUUUGCUUUCCAAAAUUGUUUUAUUUUACAUUUGAAAAUAAAAAGGUUCGCAAUUUAAUUAAAAUGCCCUCUUAAGAAAAAAAGAACUUCUAUUUGAAGUAGCAAUUUUUUAUGAUUGAUUCAACAAUGGAACCUGUAAUUUUAAAAGUUUAAGUGGUCUUGCUUUGAUAUUUAUAAUUCUUAUUAAAUUUAACUAUUUGAAUGUUAAACUUAGAACGACGAAAGUGGGCAAAAAUUGUUUGGAUCUGUCGAGCGGAAGGAACAGGGUGAAUAAAUUUGUUUGCAACUCCGUUAUUAAAAGCAAAGUUUUUUUCCGAACAAAGGCUGACAAUACGGUGCGCUGCGGAGUUUUAUUUUGCCGCGAGCUGCAAGGGCGGGAAUCGAUUCGCGCGGGGUGGAGCAAGAGCGAAAAAUUAGCAGCUUUUCUCAGUCGCGAUGUGGCCGUCGGUCGGGGCGGUGGUGCUGCUGCUGCUCGGCCCCCCGACGCAGCGUUGCCGCGCCGCCGCGUGUGACGUCACGCGCAACUGCUCGGCGGUGCGCCACCUGUCGCUGCCGCGCACGCUCGAGGUCGUCGACCUCACGGACGCCGGCGUCGAGACGCUGAACGCGACGCUCGAGGCGCCGCUGCUGCGUCAACUGACGCUGCGCUCGAACCGGCUGCACGCGCUGCCGCCGAUCGCAGCGCCGCGUCUCGUCUUGCUGGACGUGUCACGCAACUCGCUGCGGGUGCUGCCACCUGCGCUGCGUCUGCCGCAGCUGCGCACGCUCAACCUGAGCCGCAACGCGUUGGUGGCGCUGCCGGCGCUCUUCCUGGCCGACGCGCCGCGCCUCGCCGUCCUCGACCUUUCGCACAACGCCCUGGCCACCCUGCCGGCGCUGGGCGUGGCCAGACGCACCCUGACGCACGUGCACCUCGCGCACAACCGGCUGGUGCGCGUCGACGCCAACGUCCUGGACGGCGUCGUCGUCUCUGCGCUGCUUGAUCUCUCGCACAACGCGCUGAGACGCGUCCCGAGCGACGCCUUACGCAGGGCCGUCUUCGUGCGCAGCGUCGACCUUGCGUUCAACGCCGUUUGCCACCUUCAACCCGGUGACCUGGAUGACGUCAGGGUGGCCGCCCUGGAUCUCUCAGGCCAGUUGGAACGCGUCGACGCAAGCGCCUUCCGCUUCAUGCCCUUUCUCGUCAACGUCACGCUCACGCACAGCCCACGCUUGCGUUUCCUGCCGGCUGGUGCGUUUGACGCGUCACUGCCGCUUCUACGCAACGUCAACGUCAGCUGGAACGCGCUUCUCGCCUUCGAAGAACCUGCGUCUUGGGUGGACGUGACGCUUGACGCGACGCACAACGCGUUCGUGUGCCACUGCGUCCUGCUCUGGCUGAACGCUUCGAUGUGCGCAGACGCGUCUUGCGCGCCGCUGGUGCUGCCACUGUUUCCGGAGGAGGCCGCCGUCGCACUGGGCGCGGCAAUCGAGCUACGUUGCGUCGCGUUGGGCGCCGAACGCGUGCGUUGGCUGCGCGCGGACGGGGGCGUGGCUUCGAACGCGUCGCUGCUGCGGCUGCAGCCGGCGCGACGCAACGACAGCGGCCUGCUGACGUGCGAGGCGUCGAGCGGCGUCGGCGCGUCGCGACGCAGCGUCCAGCUCAGCGUCACCGACCCCAACGUGCGUCUGUUCGUGCUGAGCGCGAGCGCCACGUUCGUCACGCUCGCGUGGAACAUGAGCGGAAACGCGCCCUACGUGCUGCGCUGGGGCGCCGACGCGUCGCGCAUGCGCAGUGCGUCUCCCGCGUUUCCGGCCGCGCCGCGCGCACACUCGUACACGGUGCACGGCCUGCGCCCCGCCACCCCCUACUGCUUCGCGCUCACCCUCGACGCAGACGUCACGCUCGCCUCCACGUGCGUCGCCACCGACGCGGACCUCAGCGUCGGCGUUCAGCGCAGCUACGUCGCCGCCGCCGUCCUCGCGCUCGCUUUCUGCGUAGCGCUCGCCGCCUGCGUCGCCCUCUGCGUCGUCAGCGCGCGGCCUGCGCGAACCACCGUGCGCAGGGUCGAACUCAUCGAGGCCAUUGACGCUGCGUUCGUCAUCGAGUUAGACUGAAUUUCAAUUUAAUCAAACAAUUCCUAAAAUAAGUGAAAGUGGACGAUUUUUUUAUGAAUAAUCUUGAAAAAUCAAGAAUUAGUGAUUUUGAAAUUCAAAACUGAAUAUUUUGAUCGUAAUAUCAAUUUUGGUCACAAAAUUUUGUCUACUUUCACAUUAUCAAAUAAAAUUAUUUAGUGUUUUGGACUUUUAAAACCACUAUCUUUAAAUUCGUAAAGCCAACUUUAGCGCAGGUAGUGUAAAAACUAUUAAUUGUAAGUCUUUUUUGGUCUUAUUAAUAAAAAGCUUUAUAAUCACUUUUUGAUUAAAUUUUUAAUAGCUGCACGGUUGUAAAAUUUCUUUACAUUUUGCAAUUACAAGGGCAUAAAAUUUGCAUUGGCGGAUAAGCAAGGGCGCGGCGUCUGGUUUGUUUUAUGUGCGGGGGGCGCCGCCGAGGUGGUUUUCUGCCGCAUUGCUAAUUGCGCUGCUAAUUGGGUCUGCCUUUUUAACACUCAAACAAAAAUGGCUCUCGACGGCGUGCGCGCCUCUUGACUCGCCGCCGCCGAUGUACAGAUGAUGCUGUUACUGAUCGCUUUGCAGUCGAAUAACACUGAAUAAAUAAUAAAUUCAAAGAAAAAAAAGUAACACGAUUCGUGUUUGUCUCUCUCAACUCAUUUAUCUUUAAACAAAACGAUUCUCUCUUUAAGCAGCUCUAAUCUCAUAAAAAAAUGACUACUAUAAUCAACAACUUGUGACGUUUUCAUCUCAUUUCCGUUUUCAGCUCUGUUUUCACGUUGAAAGGCAACAAGGUGUUCAGCUGACCCUCGAAUAAACGAGCCUCUUUCCCGCCGGACACAAAACCAUUUAAUAUUCGCCCGCCCGGUGAUGCAAAUUUAGCACCCACGGCUUUACGCUUGUGACGUCAUCGGCAUCUUUAAAGCAUUCAUGCUCCACGAUUUUUCACCGCGAGCGCUCAAAUUAUUAACUUGUCUGGCAAUCGAUGAAGCAAAACUUUAUUCAUCACGAAAACAAAAAGCAAAUAACUUGGAAUCAAGUAAAUUCAUUAUGCUGCAGAAAUAAUGGAGAUCAUUUAGUAGAUUUAAUUAAAAUGAAGUCUUUUGCAAAAAAUCCAAGUUGGCAUUUUUUGUGUUUGCAGAAUAAAGACGAAUGAAAUUGGCCCAAAUUUUGGAAUUUGC